AUGCGUAGUAUCCCGCACAUAGAGAAGUUGUUCAUUGGCGGAGAUUUCAAUGGUCAAAUUGGGGCUAGUGCUAGGGGUUAUGAUGAUGUGCAUGGCAGGUACGACUUUGGGGAUAUGAAUGAGGGAGCUAACUCGAGUUUUCCGAAGAGGGAAGAACACCUGGUCACUUUCCAAAAUUCAAUGGGCAAGACUCAGAUUGAUUAUCUUCUCUACAAGAAAUGCGAUAAAGGUCUGUGCACUGACUGCAAGGUCAUCCCAAGUGAGCACCUCACGACUCUACAUAGGCUCCUUGGUAUGGACCUGGGGAUCAAGAGGAGUAGGAGGAAGAGGGCGGGGUACAGGCAACCUAAGAUCAAGUGGGGUAACUUGACCAAGGACAAAGCUCAGGAGUUAGGGGAGACGUUGUUGGCUAUGAGGGCCUGGAUGAGUAUGGGGGACGCGUCUAGUAUGUGGUUCAGGACUGCGGAUUGCAUUAGGGUAGCUGUUAGAGAGGUCUUAGGGGUCACGAAGGGCUCUCCUAGGGGUCAUAAAGGGGACUGGUGGUGGAAUGGAGAGGUUCAAGGUAAAGUGAAAGCUAAGAAAGCUGUAUAUUUGAAGCUAGUAGAGAGUACAAACAAGGAGGAAAAAAGGACUUAUCGAGAGUGUUACAGAAAGGCAAAGAAAGACGCAAAGUUAGCAGUUAUGACGGCUAAGAACACGGUGUUUGCUCGUUUGUACGAGGAUCUCGAGGGCAAAGGCGGGGACAAGAGGUUGUACCGGUUGGCCAAGGGGAGAUGGCAGACAUACUUCUAUAAACUGUUGAAUGAGGACAGGGAUAGACGCAUUGUGCUGGGUGAUUUGGAGCACUCCGAGAGUCGGCAGAAUUUUGGGUACUACAGGCGGAUUACGGUAGAGGAGGUGGAAGGGGCGAUGCGUAAGAUGUGUAGGGGCAGAGUGAUGGGGCCAGACGAAAUCCCGAUGGAAUUAUGGAAGAGCUCGAGGCAGGUUUGGGAGAGGGUGGUAGAGGCCAGGGUAAGGAGGUAUGUGUCUAUUUCCGAGAAUCAGUUUGGAUUCAUGCCGGGGUGUUCGACUAUGGAAGCAAUUCAUCUGGUAAGGAGAUUAGUGGAGCAGUACAGGGAGAGGAAGAAGGAUUUGCAUAUGGUGUUUAUUGACCUUGAGAAGGCAUACGAUAAAGUUUCGAGGAAUGUCCUGUAG
Messenger RNA from Nicotiana tabacum (common tobacco), 1194 nucleotides. RefSeq lists its product as uncharacterized. The record is from RefSeq and is a predicted model, not a curated record. Lineage: Eukaryota; Viridiplantae; Streptophyta; Magnoliopsida; Solanales; Solanaceae.